This is a messenger RNA of Pseudoliparis swirei, 2589 nucleotides long. RefSeq names its product ring finger protein 34b (gene rnf34b). The coding region runs from base 253 to 1509 and encodes 418 amino acids. The record is from RefSeq and is a predicted model, not a curated record. Gene Ontology annotation, biological process: proteasome-mediated ubiquitin-dependent protein catabolic process; negative regulation of extrinsic apoptotic signaling pathway via death domain receptors; protein K48-linked ubiquitination. Gene Ontology annotation, molecular function: ubiquitin protein ligase activity. NCBI's taxonomy places the organism in Eukaryota, Metazoa, Chordata, Actinopteri, Perciformes, Liparidae. The transcript is spliced from 9 exons. Gene Ontology annotation, cellular component: cytoplasm; plasma membrane.
GUGCACCGAGAUGCAAUUACAUCAACAGGCUUUGGUUUAAACGCAGCAUCCCCUGUUUCAUUUGAACUCGUCCACCAAGACAUCUUAAAGAUAUGUUUUUUAUUUUAUUUUUCCCGGCGAGCUGGCGAGUCUCGGGAUGUUUUCCCUGCAUCUCCAAUCGUCCUGAUACACAGCUUGAGGGUUUCCCCAAACAGCUGCUGCGAGCUUAAAGCCAGCGACGCAGCUCUGGCUGGUCAGGCGGGGGCAUCGUCCAUGUGGGCGUCAUGCUGCGGGCUGCUGAACGAGGUGAUGGGCACGGGCACGGUGCGGGCGCAGCAGCCAGGCUUUGGAACAGGGGCGGGGCCCUUCCGCUUCGCCCCCAGCACCGGGUACUCCACCUACCCCCCCACCAGCUCGGGGAGCGCCGGACAGCUGUGCAAGGCUUGCGGACUGGCCUUCUCUGUCUUCAGGCGCAAGCACAUCUGCUGUGACUGUAAGAAGGGUUUCUGCGCCCUGUGCUCGGUGCUGCAGGAGAACCUGCGCUGCUGCACGACCUGCCACCUGCUGCACUGCACGGCCUUCCAGAGGCCUCGGCUCAUGCAGCUCCGAGUGAAAGAGCUGCGGCAGUACCUGCUGCUGCGCAACAUCUCCACCGACACGUGCAGAGAGAAAGAGGACCUGGUGGACCUGGUGCUGUGUCAUCAGAGCACCAGGGAAUCCCCGAGACCAGUGGCGCAGAGACCAGUGGCGCAGAGACCAGUGGCGGAGAGACCAGUGGCGGAGGAUGAGGAUGAGGACGAGGAUGAUGAGGAAGACGAAGAGGACACACAUGAGGAGGAGGAGGAGGAGGAAGAGGAUGAAGGGGGAGACGACACACACAGCCUUCACUCGCUCCCCCACUCGCGCGCCGCCUCACCCCCCUCAGCCACGCACUCCCCCUCCGACCAGUCGGCGCUCUCCGCCUCUCAGGGAGACGUGCUCAGCCCAAGUGACAGCUCGGGGACCAGCAGCCAGGAGCAGGAGGAUACUCCAACAGCGUCUCUCUUGAACCUGGAGCCCACGGAAAAUGUCAUGGAGGUCAGUCCGGCGACACAGAGGAGGAUCAGGGCCUCGCUGUCUGAUCUGGACAACGAAGAGGCGAUAGAAAACCUCUCCGUCCGCCAGCUGAAAGAGAUUCUCGCCAGGAACUUUGUCAAUUACUCCGGCUGCUGUGAGAAGUGGGAGCUGCUGGAGAGGGUGCAUCGACUGUAUCGAGAAAAUGAGCAGAACAGGAAAUCCAUGGUAGAUGUGAGCUUAACAGCAGUGGUUGCAUAUCCUCCACCUCCCUGCAAAAGUGGAGUUGGAGAUGGUGUCAAGGCUCAGCUGGCGGCUGAUGACAACUUGUGUCGCAUCUGCAUGGACGCCAUCAUCGACUGCGUGCUGCUGGAAUGUGGUCACAUGGUAACCUGCACCAAAUGUGGAAAGAGGAUGAGCGAGUGCCCCAUCUGCAGGCAGUACGUCGUGCGGGCCGUGCACGUCUUCAAGUCUUAAAACUGAGCUCGUCAGAGCGGACCUCAGGCGCACUCGUGGCCCGAACCCUGAAUUUAUCACUGAGGACGAGCUACUGUGCAUGAAGUCUCGCAGGGCAUAACACUGCAGCAGGUCCGAGGUUCUUCCCGGUCUUUGAACCCGGACCGUGGCCUCUGGACUCCCAUGGUCUGUCCCCCUCUCCUUUACUAACUCAUGCUCCAGCCUCACUUCUCCUCCUCCCCUGGUUGACCGUCGUCAGCUGCACCGAGACACUCACUCUCUUCCUCUCUGGUCUGUUCAACACAGCAGAAACACAUGCCAUCCCUUUCUGAUCUCAUCCUCUGUUCAGCUUGUGCUCACAGGAGAGGAGGGGAGGCGGUCCCAUGGAUACUUGAAGAGGAUCGGGUUGUUCUGUUGAUCCCAGGGUUAGAGUCAAUAUGGUUUACACAGUCACGCCACACGACGCCAGUGUCAUCUCCCUCAGUGUUCGUUUAGGAUGUGCAAUAUUUAAAAGAAGAGACUUACACGUGUUUUUAUUAAAUGUCCAUUUGUUAAUCCGAACACCGCAAGCACCGGGUCAUCUCGUCUCGCACACAGGAGGGUGCAAGGUGCCAAACGUCCUGCCUUUUGAACGAUAUUUGGUGCAGAUAUUCAUCUCAUAGCCAGCAAGCUCGGUGUGAUAGUUUACUUUUUUUCUCAAAUGGACUUUAGGAAAUAAGUGUGAAAUUUUGGACCACUUGCUGUGUGAAGGACGUGAUUGUUUACUCAUCGAAAAAUUCAGUGCACGGAUGUGAUUUCUGCCGAAGACACGAACAGUAAGGAAUGCUGAGCUAUGAGCAGUUUGAGGGGACAAAAUAUAGAACAUCUGAACUCAAGGCCCACUAACUAGCUUUUUCCUGGACUUUUAAUACAGGCUUUCAUCAGUAGAUGAGGUUGUCACGGAGAUGAGUCAGCCUCCGUGACUUAAGGUGGUCGCAUAUGACCGGGAGAUCAUUUAACCCUUGUGUUGCCUUAGGGUCAUUUCAAGAUUCAAGAUUCAAGAUGUUUUAUUUGUCACAUACACACACAGGGUGUGCAGUGAAAUGAAAGUGGCAAUGCUCA